AUUAUUACUGUGUUUGCGAUUCUGAAUAUGAAGUUCAUUAUUGGAAACCUGUAGUGCACUGGAAUGAACCAUGUCCCAUAUGUACGACACAAAAUGGCCUGGAGGUUAAGGAACAACUCAACCCCAACAUCAGACCACCAGCAGCGCUUGGUGUUGGAGAACAUACCAUUAACUAUACUUUCACAUAUAAUCCGCUGUCAUCAAGACGUUUAGGAGAAACCAAAUGUUCUGCGAAAAUCCGAGUAAAUGGAGGUAUGUCCACACCUGAUAAACCAAAAAAAAGAAUUUCGCGUACGUAGGAACAAAUUGUUUAACCCCCUUCCCUCUUCGUGCGCAAAUAUAUGUAUCAAUUAUACUCCUUCCCCCUCCCAUGCGUACGUGCUAAAUGAUCUGCCCUGACGCUCAAAUGCUUUGUGAUUGCUUUUUUCCAUUAAUAGUGUUAAGUGUUUCUAAAUCUUAAUACUCGUUCUUUCGAACGAGAGAAAAAGUUCUUACAUUCUAUAUAUAAUUUUAUUGUGCAAUGUUCAAAAGUGACAAUCAUCACAAAACCUUUUGUGACAAAUUUGUUUCCUGUCAUUAAUAUAAAUUCCUGUCAUUUGUAUACUUCCUGUUUUUCACAUGCCGAUGGUGUGCGAUUAAAUGCAAUUAAAUAAGUACUAGGAAGCCAUUGAAACAAUGGACAGAACCAAACUCUUCAAUAAUUUAUGUAUACAACGUCUAAGCUUCAUAUCUUCCCAGCCUGUUUCUUUCAUUAGAUUUUUUCUACUGGUGCCCUUCAUGGCACCCGUUACGAUUUUAGCAGAUUCAUAUUGGACAAAUUCGAGAAGAUCGCUCUCACCGUCCAUGCAACCGUCCCACAAUACAUCAGCAUAUUCCAUCACGGGACGAACAAGAGAUUUAUAUAAUGUGUUUAAAGUUUCCCUAUUUAAUUUAUAUUUUAAUCCUUUAAGCAUAUUUAACCUCUGGCAUGCCUUUUCAUAUACUUUCAAAAUAUGAGCUUUCCAUGAUAAAGUACUAGAUAGUGUGACGCCGAGGUGGGUAUGCUGUGAAACCAUAGCAAUUUUUUUACCUUCAUAAAAUAAAUCAGGAUGAUAUGGCUUAAUCCUUUUGGUUGAAAAAAUAAUCGAUUCGGUCUUAGUUGGGUUAAUUGUAACUAACCAUUGGGAUGCCCAAUCCUUAAUUGAAGUAAGAUCAUUAUUCAACUUUAUCGAGGACAUAUUAGGUACAUCAACAAAAAACAAUCUGACUGAAGAUUUUUAGUUAUGUCAUUGAUAUAUAUCAAAAAUAGCAAAGGGCCAAGGACAGAACCCUGGGGAACACCCGCUUUUAUACUUUCCCACUUAGAAGACUGGCCUUCAAUCACAACUCGUUGUUUUCGAUUUGGUAAAUAACUUUUAAUCCAACAUAGCAGUGGAUCCUGAAUACCAAUUACUUCAAGUUUGUAUAAAAGCCCUUUGUGCCAUACUUUAUCAAAAGCUUUGCUGAUGUCGAGAAAUACCAUCCGAACUUCUUUCCCUUGUUCAAGUGCGUGAUAAAUCGUAUGCACAAUGUACAUUAAUUGAUUCACAGUGGAAUCACCCGGUCGAAAACCGGACUGCAGUGGUUAACGAAUAUAUGAAUAUGCAAUUAUCGCGUCUAGUUAAGGCCCUGUAUGUGUAGCAAUUUUAUAAAAUUGUGUUCUGUAACCACAACAAUUUAUAGGUUAAUUUUUUUCUCAGAGAGACGGCAAAACAUUGUCGGCGAGAAGCUUUGGGAUAGUGACACCGGUAUUGGUAAGAACCUUAUUGUAAAGAACGAGGAUUUGUUAGUCAGUGUUUACAACUUGGCUUGA
Molecule: messenger RNA, 1831 nt
Organism: Paramuricea clavata
Lineage: Eukaryota; Metazoa; Cnidaria; Anthozoa; Malacalcyonacea; Plexauridae
Source: the annotation of a GenBank genome assembly